Molecule: messenger RNA, 3873 nt
Organism: Paramormyrops kingsleyae
Lineage: Eukaryota; Metazoa; Chordata; Actinopteri; Osteoglossiformes; Mormyridae
Gene: dhx33
Product: DEAH (Asp-Glu-Ala-His) box polypeptide 33
Biological process (GO): positive regulation of transcription by RNA polymerase I
Cellular component (GO): nucleolus; intracellular anatomical structure
Molecular function (GO): ATP binding; helicase activity; double-stranded RNA binding
Source: RefSeq, a predicted model, not a curated record
AUGCCCCACGACCCCGAUCCUCCUCCGGCGAAAAGGUUUAAGCCGGGGUCCCCGUUUUUCCGUCUCAAUAAGAAGCCUGGCAUGCUGCUGCCCAGGAAGGAAAACGCAUCAGUGCCCGUAGAUGUCCAGCGUAAACAUCUUCCUAUUUAUCAGGCGAAGUCACAGCUCAUCAACCGGCUCCGCCAGCUGGACGGCGCCGUUUUAAUCGGUGAGACUGGCUCUGGGAAAACUACUCAGAUUCCACAGUAUCUCUAUGAAGCGGGAAUCGGCCGCCAGGGCAUCAUCGCAAUUACUCAACCUCGCCGAGUGGCGGCGAUCUCGUUGGCCGGGAGGGUGGCCGAGGAGAAGAAGACUCAGCUGGGGAAACUUGUGGGUUACACGGUGCGGUUCGAGGACAUGACCUCGUCGGAGACCAAGCUGAAGUUCAUGACCGACGGGAUGCUGCUGCGUGAGGCCAUCGGGGACCCAUUGCUGCUCCGUUAUUCAGUGGUGGUGCUGGACGAGGCCCACGAGAGGACGGUGCACACAGAUGUGCUGUUUGGCGUGGUGAAGUCGGCACAGCGCAAGCGCCGCGAGCAGAGCAAGUUCCCCAUGAAGGUGAUCGUGAUGUCAGCCACCAUGGAUGUGGACCUCUUCUCGCAAUACUUCAACAAGGCACCUGUGCUGUACCUGGAGGGCCGGCAGCACCCCAUCCAGAUCUUCAACACCAAGCAGCCGCAGUCGGACUACCUCCAGGCCGCCCUGGUGUCUAUCUUUCAGAUCCAUCAGGAGGCAUCGCCAUCUCAAGACAUCCUGGUCUUCUUGACUGGCCAGGAGGAGAUCGAAGCACUGGCACGCACCUGCAGGGACAUUUCCAAACAUCUGCCAGAAACCUGCUGCCCCAUGAUGGUCAUCCCCCUGUACGCUUCCCUGCCUCCUGCUCAGCAGCUGAGGGUCUUCCAGGCUGCCCCCAAGGGAACUAGGAAAGUUGUCCUCUCCACCAACAUUGCAGAAACGUCCAUCACCAUCCCUGGCAUCAAGUAUGUGAUUGACACGGGAAUGGUGAAAGCGAAGAAGUACAAUCCAGACAGUGGGCUGGAGGUUCUGGCUGUGCAGAGGGUGUCGAAGGCCCAGGCAUGGCAGCGGACCGGGAGGGCAGGCCGGGAGGAGAGCGGGCUCUGCUACCGUCUCUACACAGAGGACGAAUUUGAAAACUUUAUCAACAUGACUGUGCCGGAGAUCCAAAGGUGUAACCUGGCUAGUGUCCUACUACAGCUGCUGGCUCUGCAGGUUCCUGAUGUCCUAAAUUUUGAUUUCAUGUCUAAACCAUCAUCAGAGGCUAUUUACACAGCUGUUGAGCAGCUGGAUCUGCUGGGAGCUGUGGACCGCAAGGAUGAACAUAUCAGUCUCACUCCCUUGGGGAAGAAGAUGGCCAGCUUUCCCUUGGAGCCGAGCUAUGCCAAGACCAUCCUCCUGUCCCCAGACUUCUCCUGCACUGAGGAGGUGUUGACCAUCGUGUCUCUCCUGUCUGUGGACAGCGUACUUUAUAACCCACCCGCUCGGCGGGAGGAAGUUCACACCGUGCGCAGGAAGUUCAUCUCUAGCGAGGGUGAUCACAUGACCCUACUCAAUAUCUACCGGGCCUUCAAGAAUGUGGGUGGGAAUAAGGAAUGGUGUCGGGAGAAUUUUGUCAACAGCAGAAACAUGGCCUUGGUGUCUGAGGUUCGAGCCCAGCUCAGGGAGAUCUGCCUCAAGCUGGGGAUGACGCUGCAGUCUUCACGCACUGACAUGGGUAACGUGCGCCGCUGCCUGGCCCAUGGGCUGUUCACCAACGCGGCUGAGCUCCAGCCCGACGGCAGCUAUGUGGCGCUGGACACGCACCAGCCGGUGGCCAUACACCCAUCCUCGGUGCUCUUCCAGGCCAAGCCGGCGUACGUGAUCUUCAACGAGCUGCUCCAUACCUCCAAGUGCUACAUGAGGGACCUCUGCCUGGUGGAUGCCGACUGGCUCCAUGAUGCCGCGCCCGAGUACUUCCGCCGCAAAUUGCGGGCCGCCAAGAGCUAGCCCCCCACCGCUAGGUCCACAAUUCCCUCCCCUCUAUGAAGUGGAAACCUCAGAGCCGGAAAGCAUGGUGACACCAGUGACCUUUUCCUGUGCUCCAAAGACUUACUUGUAGCUUGGUACCUCUACAGUGGGACGCUAAUAUACAGAUGCUUACUUGGCACAACCACCGUUUAGGAUUCACCAGCAACAUGAUCGUCAACUGUCCUUGUAGAUGAUGAAUGACCGUCUCGCAUCCAGUCUAAGUUUCAGAAUUAGACAGAUACAAAUUGGGUCCAGUUAAAAGAAACAAAUUAGUCCACCCAUUUCCAUCGAAAACAUUUACGGCACCACUGCAGUGCUGUGAAGAGGAGUUGGGCUAUCGUAAGGAGCCCAGGGAUAUUGGGUGCUUUCUUCUGCUGCUUACCAUUAGUGACUUCUGCAUGCCUCUGACUCGUAGCGGGAUUAGUAUAUGCAGCACUCUUAGCAUACUUCUUGUCCGAGCUGCCUGUUUGGCCCGGCCUGGGACAGUCAUUCGUGGUGUUCUCUCUGCUGCCCAAGGCUGUCCUCCCUUCUCAAUCCCAGUGUUUUGGCUUUUUUUCUAACUUACUGGUCAACUACCAGCUGUCAGCUACUGUUCAGGCUUUUGGGAUCAUUUUUUAUCUUCAUAUCUUUGAAAUAAGCAUGUAAAGACCACACUCGGAUGUAUCCAGCCACCGUAUACAUUUCUGACAAAUAGAACAACCAGUCCCAUCGGCCUUUGUGUCAACUUGUUUUUAAUUCUAACCAAAUAUUGCUUGUCUUUUUUAUUUAGUUUGAAAAUUGUGAAAACUGCAAGGAAAUUGAACUACAAUGCAAUGAGGUAAAAACUGUCUUGCAACCCUGUCAGUAAUUAGCUAGUCAGAGAGCCAGUUACUCACGAGUCUUGUCUGUCUCAGGCUGCCUUAACCUGCGUGUUUAGCCUUCGUAAAACGUCCAGAGUUCGACUUUCGCUUUGGAUGCCAGAUGCAUGUUUCUCUCACACCUUUAUAGUUCAGCACUAGCACAUGUGCUAGCAAAGAUGUGACAAUAUGUAUGGUACUCAAAUAUGACACCGCAAAUUACCUCUCAAUCCGCUACGAUGAUUUACUGCGGUGUCCGAAUGCUGCUUAGCAACACUGUCUUAGCAUUAGCUAACGUGCCUGUAGGUGUGUGCCUGCCAUGCAUGGAAAUGGAUGAUUUUACUACACAGUGACGGUCCUGCAGAAGGUCAAUGAGAGAGCUGCUGGAUUUUAUUACAAAUGUCAAAGUUUUAUUAAAAAUUAGAUUUUAUUUUACUGAAUUUUAGGUAAAAGCGAAUUGGACUUCGAAUAAUUAAUCUCAAAGAUGGAUUAUGAAAUAUGUAGACCCCUAGAUUAUUUCAUAGUAAACAGAAUCUGUGCAAUCUGAAAAAAAAUAUUUUUACUUAUUAGACCCAACCAAAUUUACACAGCAUCAAGAGGAAUUAAAAUGUUUACUAAAUUUUAACUCUAGUAAGUCCUGAGGUAUUCGAAUGUUGUAGGAAACUCCCCUUACUGAAUAUGUUAUAUUAUUCAGUAAAAUAUUAAGGAUCUUGUGUGCAAUAAGUGGACGUCUUGGUUAGAGCAGAGAGUCUGUGACCUCAGUAUGCUCAGCUACUUAAUGAUUUUGUGUGUGUGGAAAGGAAAUUGCUUAGUCUGGCUUAGCCUGGGUAAAAUGCAAUAGAGCACACUGAAUGAGGUUUAUAUUUUCAGCAUCGCAGGGCAGUUGUCUGACCAAUGAAUGAGAAACUUUAUAUAAUACAAGUAAUGUAAAUGUUUGUAAUAAAAAAAAAAAGCUUUUCCCCUUGAGAUCAAA